Molecule: messenger RNA, 4894 nt
Organism: Dryobates pubescens (Downy woodpecker)
Lineage: Eukaryota; Metazoa; Chordata; Aves; Piciformes; Picidae
Gene: PIGO
Product: phosphatidylinositol glycan anchor biosynthesis class O
Exons: 11
Coding region: 63-3329 (1088 amino acids)
Biological process (GO): GPI anchor biosynthetic process
Cellular component (GO): endoplasmic reticulum membrane
Molecular function (GO): mannose-ethanolamine phosphotransferase activity
Source: RefSeq, a predicted model, not a curated record
CAUGCUGGGAACUUCCGGGGGCGGUCAGGGGGCGGCUGGCGCCGGGCCGGGGCAGCCGCAGGAUGCAGCGGUGGCCAGUGCUGCUUUUCCUGGCGUGGGUUUGCUUUCUCUUCUGUGCCGGUAUUGGGCUCUUCAUGAGUGGCUUCCUGCUUACCCGAAUUGAGCUUGCCAGCAGCAGUUCCUGCUCAGACCCACUUGUGCCACCACCCUGGGAGAGGCAGAACCUCCCACCAGGCUCCUGCUGGGCGCCCCAGCGCUUUUCCAAAGCUGUGCUUGUCAUUGUCGAUGCUCUCCGUUUCGAGUUUGCCCACUUUAACCCAGACAAGGCAAGCCCCCUGCCCUAUGAGAACAAGCUGAGUUUCCUGCACCACCUCACAACCUCCCAGCCCCGCCAUGCCCGCCUCUACCGCUUCCGAGCUGACGCUCCCACCGCCACCAUGCAGCGCAUCAAGGGCCUCACCACGGGCUCGCUGCCCACCUUCAUUGACGUGGGCAGCAACUUUGCCACCUACGCGAUCGAGGAGGACAACCUGCUGGCACAGCUGGUGCAGAACGGAAGGAGAGUGGUCUUCAUGGGUGAUGACACUUGGGAAGGACUCUUCCCCAAGAAGUUUUUCCGCUCUUACUUCUUCCCUUCUUUUAACGUGAAGGAUCUUCACACCGUGGACGAUGGGAUCCUGCAGCAUCUCUAUCCAACUGUGGACAGUGGUGAAUGGGACGUACUGAUUGCUCACUUCCUCGGUGUGGACCACUGUGGGCACAAACAUGGACCUGACCACCCUGAAAUGGCUAAGAAGCUCACCCAGAUGAAUGAGAUGCUCAGGUCCUUGGUGAAUCACCUGGGGAAUGACACCCUUCUUCUGGUGGCUGGCGACCAUGGCAUGACAGAGACUGGAGACCAUGGUGGUGACAGUGAGAAGGAAGUGAAUGCAGCGCUGUUUGUGUAUAGCAAAACACCCCUCUUUAGCACUGUCCCUCCAGAGGAGCCUGAGACUGUUCCACAGGUGAACCUGGUGCCCACUGUGGCCCUGCUGCUGGGUGUGCCCAUCCCCUACAGUAGCAUUGGAGAGGUGAUGGCUGAGCUAUUCUCCGGGGACAGUGACGCUGUGUCUGCAGCCUUGCAGCAGCUCUCGGUCUACCACAUCAAUGCCAAGCAGGUGGAUCGCUUCUUGCACUCCUACUCGCUUGUGGCUCAGGACCUGCCAGCAGAGCAGCUCCAGCACCUGCAGGAGCUUUUCUCCAGUGCUGUGGAGGAGCACAUCCAGCUCUUGGCCCAGGUGCAGGGGUCAGUGCUGGUGUCUCCAGAGCUGGAGUCCAGGCUGGGAAGCCUCAUUAGUCGCUUCCAGCUGUACCUGCGGGAGGCACGGGCUGUGUGCACCCAGUCCUGGGCCCGCUUCCAUCCCUUGCGUAUGGUGGGGGGCUGCGCUCUUAUCGCCGCUUCCUGCUUGCUCUGCUACCUGGCCUCAGAGCUCACCGUGGUGUCAGACUCCUUCUAUCGCAGCUGCCUCCUGUACCCGCUGCGCUGGGGCCUUGUAGUGGCUGUUCUGUUUGGGCUGGCCCAUGCACUCACCCAGGAGGGGAUGGAUCUCCUCCUGGUGUCAUCAUGUGCAGCUGCUGCUUCUCAGAUGGCUUUUUUCUGGCACUGGUGGGGCCAGCAUCCCAGGCAAGCCCGUUUGGCAGGCAGUCAGCCACCCCUAGCCAGCACUGGCCUGAGGCAGAGGCUGCAAGCAUGGCUGGGGCUGGCGUUCCCUAUGGGCAUUCUGCUCUUCCGCUGUGGAGCCAUGUUUUCCGAUAGCUUUGUGGUGGCCGAAGCCCGAGUGGCCCCAUUCCUCCUGGCCUCACUUGUGAUGCUGCUAAUAGGGAAGCUCCACUGGGACGGUCGCCUGACUCUGCCGGAAGGCCCCAGGCAGCAGUUCCUUGCCUUCUCGUCUUACCGCAGAGAGAUCUGGUACCUGUUGUGCCUCGUGGCCAUGCUCUUGGUUUGCGUGCGCCUCUCCAGUUUCUUCCACCAGUGCCGUGAAGAAAUCCCACAGUGUCGGCCCUCUCUGUUCCUCUCCCCUCUUGCCAGCCUGAGAAACACACGGGCCAAGAAUCUGUUCUACCUCCUGUGCGUGGCCUUGCUGGCUGGGCUGGUCUAUGCGGUGCGGAGCUGGCUGCGACACUACGGCAACCUGAACAGCUCAGGCCCCCUUGUGCUCUUUGUGCGCUGGGGUUUCCCACUGGUGGUCCUCUGCAUUGCCUGCUACUGGGCUGUUGCCUCCAGUACUGAUGACUCUCUUGGCAAGCUGCAGGAGCUGGUGCAGGUGGCGGUUGUGGCCUUUCCAUGGGCUGUCUACGGACUGGCAUCUCUAGGCCUGCUGCUCCUGCUGUGCAAUCCCAUGACGGUGUUUGCGAAGGACACGCGGGAGUCGGCAGGAUCCAUCGUCACUCCCUACCUAGGGGUUCCCAACGCUGAAGUCGACUUCCUUCACGUCAUCCCUCAGAUAUACAAGAGGAUGCAGGAGUCUCAGAAGUGCCGUCUGGAGCGGGGCAGCUGCAAGGCCACUGUUGCUGCAUAUGGGCUGGGCAGUGUGUACUCAGCGGCCCUGGUCAUAACACUCACCUUACUGGGCUUCCUCUUGAUGCUUCUGCACAGUGAACGGCUCAGUCUCGCCUUCCUGCUCCUCUUCCUGGAGGCCUUUGUGCUGCUGCACAUCCACACGCAUGCCAGAGGACUCGCUGGAGAUGCUGAGCCUUUUUCGGUGCCCUGGUAUGCAGUCAUCUCCUGGCUUCUUGCUGCUUCCCAGUUCUUCUAUUCCACAGGCCACCAGCCCAUCUUCCCAGCCAUCCACUGGAAUGCAGCCUUUGUGGGCUUUCACCUUGACCACAGCACGAAUGUCCUGCCUGCUGUCUUGGUGGGCGCCAACACCUUUGCGUCCCAUAUCCUCUUUGCAGUCGGCUGCCCCCUGCUCCUGCUUUGGCCCUUUGUGUGUGAGAUGCCCAGCUCGCAGAGGAAGAAGCCCAAGAAGGAGCCCCGGCAGGACCUGCAGGAGGUGGAGGAGCAUAUGAUGGAGAUGAGGCUGCGAGAGUCCCCAGAGAAGUUCUCUGCUGCUCUUCUGCAGCUGGGACUGAAGUACCUCUUUGUCCUUGGGACACAGCUUCUGGCCUGUGUUUGUGCAGCUAUGAUCCUCAGGAGGCACCUCAUGGUCUGGAAGGUCUUUGCCCCAAAGUUCCUCUUCGAGUCACUGGGCUUUGUGGUGAGCAGUGUCUGCCUGCUGCUGGGGAUCUCCCUGGUGAUGCGUGUAGACUGUGCUGUCAGCACCUGGUUCAGCCAGCUUCAACUCAGGUAGCACUGGAGACGUGGGGAUCCUGACCUGCUAGUCAGCCAAGGCUAUGAUUGCCUCCUUGCCUCUGCUGGGCUUGGAGGGAUACACGAGCCACCAGCAACAAGUGCCUGCUGACAGCAGCCAGAGAUUAUCCCCAGCUCCCUGCCUCAGCACUGCACAAAAGGACCGGAGCCAACUGUUCCCCACUCACUGCGAUACUGUUUCUCAGUUAUGAAGGUCACAGCUUUUGUUGGGUGUUUAUUGGUAGCAGGAGGACUCUACUGCAGGAGCCAAAGAAGCAAGAGUUCUGAAGUACUCUUUUGGAGACACAUCAGCCUGGGGUCCUGCUGCUACUUUCCUGACAAUUGUCCCCACUGUGCAGCUGGUCAGCUUCGGUGGCCAGCAAGUCACCACCGUGUGUGUGCAGAGACAGUGACUCACAGAAAGGGGCCUGCUGAGGAGGAGAGAGGAGGUUGGGAGGAGAGGGAAGGUCCUGCAGUCACCAUUUCUCUUUGUGCAUUCAUUUUUCAUGCUGGAAUCAAAGUGCCCAUGCUUACACGUGCAGAUGGUUCCUGGAGUGUUACCAGCAGCUGCUCCUCUGUAAAGUCAGGUGGUUGCGCUGUAGCAAGGCCACUCCUGCCCUAUACUCACUCCCAUUUUCCUGAUCUUUCUCAGCCUUAUGAAAGGCAAUGGGGAGCACUCUGGGCUCCCUUGUACAGUCUGAAGUAGGCUUAGCUUGCUGAGGUGUGUGGUAGCUGGGAGAACUGCUGUUCGUGACCAAGAAACUCUCCUCUUGUGGUCUUUGGCCCGUCAGUGUCCCCUUGGACACGUCACAAGCUGCUGGCCUGCAGCAGCCAACGCUGCUGAUCUCUUCUUGAGUAUGUGCUGCUGGAUGCUGGCCUUGGUGUGAGCUCCAGUGUCUGGGAACAGCUUCUUCAAAGCCUUGAGCAAGUGACAACUCUUCUGGAGGUGGCUUACCUCACUGGUGUCUGUGUAUGUCCCAGGGGUUAUAAUGUUUUGAAGGGACCGCAGGCACUGCAGCCAGUGGCAUCUGUAAUCCCAUAUUUGGUGCUUAUCUCCCACCUGACCUUGGUGUUUGGUGUGGGACUUCACACCACAAAUGAGCUCAGCCCAAACCCUUCUGUUGGCUGCUUGCAGGCAGGAGACAUACUUCUUUCUGCAGAGGUAGAGGACAGUAACCAUGGUGCCUGGCCACAUGUCACCCAACUUAACCCUGCAAUUUUGAUGGGAACUGCACUUCAUUACUGCCCUGAACCACUCACUGUGUGACAUUACUUGGUGCUAUGAAACCUUUUGUCUUUCCCACCCCUGGAAUGAGCAGAGGAAUGCUUGCCUGGGAUUCCUGCAUUGAUUUUGUUCUGAUCUGAUUUGUUUUUUAACUUAGGCAUCAUGACUCACUCCGAGCUCCUCACUGCAGACUGCUAGCAUCAACUGCUUUGGCAGGGGGGUUGGACCCAAUGAUCUCUGGAGAUCCCUUCCAGCCUCUAAUGUUCUGUGAUUCCUCUCUUCUGCCUUGGAGAGUGUCAGGGAUGUGGUCUCAUCACUUUUCACCAUUCCAUAUCUUGCCA